UCCGUUAACAGCAAAUAAAUUAAAGGUGGCAUAGCUAGCUGAGCUUUACAGAGCAAGUACAUUGUUAGCAAUGUCGUCGAUGCAUUACUUUGCUGCUCUGUCGGUGACUCUGCUGGGAGCUAUCUUGCUUCUGAUCCAUUUAGCCUUCAAAUGGACGAACGGCGGCCGGACGGGUAAAGAAGGGAUGCUGCCGCCGGGGUCGAGGGGCCUGCCGCUCCUCGGCGAGACGCUUGAGUUCUUCGCGGCGUCCCCGACCCUUGAGCUAGUGCCCUUCUUUAAGCGACGGUUGGAGAGGUUCGGGCCCAUCUUUCGGACGAACAUUAUUGGCGAGGACCUCAUCGUUUCGCUGGACCCGGAGCUGAACGCGCUGGUGCUGCAACAGGAGGAGCGCGGCUUCCAGAUCUGGUACCCCUCCUCUUUCAUGCGCGUCUUGGGCGCUAGCAACAUCGUCUCCGCGCUCGGUCCGCUCCACCGGCACAUCAGGAACCUCGUGCUCCGCCUCUUUGGGCCCGAGGCCCUCCGCCUGGUGCUGCUCCACGAUGUGCAGCGGAGCGCGCGCGACGAGCUGCGGUCAUGGCUCGACCGCCCGGACGUCGAGGUCAAGACGGCCACCUCCAGGAUGAUAUUUGGCAUCACGGCGAGGAAGCUGAUCAGCCACGACGACGCGGCAUCGGGAGGAAGCCUGUGUAAAUGCUUCGACGCAUGGACCAAGGGGCUGCUGUCGUUCCCCCUCUGCGUUCCCGGAACAGCCUUCUAUAAAAGCAUGCGGGGACGCCAGAAUGUUAUGAAGAUACUGAAGCGGCAACUCGAUGAGCGCAGGAGUGCAGCCAAGCGCAAGACCGUGGAUUUCUUCGAUCUUGUGAUAGAUGAGCUCAACAAGCCAAACCCUAUAAUGAACGAGAACGUCGCGUUGGACUUGUUGCUCUUGCUCCUCUUUGCAAGCCACGAGACGACGUCGAUUGGACUGACCGCGAUAAUCAAGUUUCUUACGGACAAUCCAAAAGCCUUGCAAGAACUGACUGACGAGCAUGAAAAAAUUGUGGAAAGAAGGGUGGAUCCAGACUCUGAUAUCACCUGGGAGGAGUACAAAUCUAUGAAAUUCACAUCUCAUGUUAUACAUGAAUCCCUUAGGAUGGCAAACAUCGCUCCGGUGGUGUUCAGACAAGCAAACCAUGAUGUACACAUAAAGGGAUACACUAUCCCAGAAGGGUCAAAGAUCAUGAUCUGUCCAUCGGCAGCUCACCUGAAUUCAGACGUUUACGAGGACCCCUUGGCGUUCAAUCCAUGGAGAUGGAAGGAUACUCCUGAGCCCGUUGGUGGCUCUAAGGAUUUUAUGGCCUUUGGGAUUGGUUUGCGGUUAUGUGUUGGUGCUGACUUUGCCAAACUGCAAAUGGCUAUGUUCCUCCACUGCUUGGUCACCAAUUAUAGAUGGAAAGCCAUCAGCAAAGGAAAGAUGAUGUUUUAUCCCGGGCUGCGAUUUCCGGACGGCUUUCGCAUCCAGCUUUUAACAAAAGCAUGAAAUGUUGCUGCAAAAGACUAGCUAGUACAUGGUAUUAAAAGUAUGCUCAUUUAUAAUAGCUGUGAUCAAAUGAUUAAAGACAAUUGGAUACAAGUAAAUUUUGGUCAGUAUAUAAGAUAUAUAAAUAAACGAAUGUACAAAUAAACCUAAGAAAAAGAGAACUAGAGGAAGACUUCAAGAUCAUCAACCUAAGCUGCUCAAAGCAUGAUCUGUAAGUUACAAUGUUGAAGCAUUAGUGCCAAAUCUGAAGGGAGGAAGUAGGAAUAAAAGCCUAAAAAUUAGAAAAUGGUGUAGUAUGAUUCCUCAUUUUCCAAGAUGUAUACCUUUAAACUGGAUGUUGUAAUGCAAUGCGUGUAAUUGUUUCCGUUUAUACUAUAUAAUAAGUAAAAGUUCAGCUAUAUGACAA
Molecule: messenger RNA, 1925 nt
Organism: Sorghum bicolor (sorghum)
Lineage: Eukaryota; Viridiplantae; Streptophyta; Magnoliopsida; Poales; Poaceae
Product: cytochrome P450 87A3
Exons: 9
Coding region: 71-1519 (482 amino acids)
Biological process (GO): sterol metabolic process
Molecular function (GO): oxidoreductase activity, acting on paired donors, with incorporation or reduction of molecular oxygen; heme binding; iron ion binding
Source: RefSeq, a predicted model, not a curated record